GUAUGAAAAGGCUCAAUUAGAAGAUCUGUUAAUUUUGUUGUCAAUGAAUAUGCUUGUUAUUUAGGGUUAGUUUUCAUUUAGGAGUAUAGGUUGUGUAUUCUUUUUCGCUGAUUUGGCUAUUGGACACUAAGAUUUUUAGAAUCUUUCUACCCUCUCCCAUGGGGCUCAUUGCCGCUUCUCAUAUUACAAAAGUUUGAUUCAAAAGUCUCUUUGAGAUACUACAAUUUCAUUUUUUCUUGGAAGGGUCUCUUACAUCAAUAUGUUCUUCAGUAUUAAUAUUUAAAAGCUUGACACAAUGUGAUGGUUUAUGGAUGCAUAUGGAUUUUUGGUCCAGAGUGGCUUUUCAGCCUCUUGGCUUUGGAUUUGGAUUUUGAAUGGUUAUUCUCAAAAUAUUAGACACCACUGAUAGAAGAUAACGCAAGGACAUAAGAGUUGUUAGUAAAAUGGUUUCCUUUGAGAUGAAUGAUCGCAAAAAGAUCGGGUUAGGGUUAACUGGAUUUGGUAUAUUUUUCUCAUUCCUUGGGAUUAUCUUCUUCUUCGACAAGGGAUUACUAGCUAUGGGAAAUAUCCUGUUUAUUUCUGGAGUGUCCUUAACCAUUGGUGUGAAAUCCACUAUGCAAUUCUUCACGAAACGAAGUAAUUUCAAGGGAUCAAUCUCGUUUGGCAUUGGAUUCUUGAUUCUCAUCAUGGGAUGGCCUAUUUUGGGCAUGAUCAUUGAGGCUUAUGGAUUCAUAGUACUAUUCAGUGGUUUCUGGCCCACACUGGCUGUUUUCUUACAGAAGAUUCCAAUUCUUGGUUGGUUGUUUCAACAGCCAUAUGUCCGAUCGUUGUUGGAACGUUAUAGAGGCCGGCGAGUACCCGUGUAAGAGAGGAGGAAUCGGCGGAAACAUUUUGUAGCUGCUAGCAAGCAAGCACGUUUAUCAGUGUAUGUAAAGAAAAUACCAGCAUAUGGGAGAUACCUGACUGUGAAUUCAGAGUUGGCACUCUGAUGCUAGCAUAUGAUUGUCACUUUUAACACGAUAGUCAUGUAUGUAGUGACAUGAUAGUCAUGUAUGUAGUGGAAAGAGUUCAUUUUUGCGUCGAAUUAAUCAAUUACGCAAUCUUUGUUCAAAGGAUAAGAAUGAUAAUUUCUUAUUUGGGUCAGUGUAUGUAACAGUGCCUUCCGACAACACACUGCUAUAGGAUGAAAAAAUUUGACGA
This is a messenger RNA of Arachis duranensis, 1200 nucleotides long. Its product is annotated as vesicle transport protein GOT1. The record is from RefSeq and is a predicted model, not a curated record. Lineage: Eukaryota; Viridiplantae; Streptophyta; Magnoliopsida; Fabales; Fabaceae. Bases 444 to 866 code for a protein of 140 amino acids. The transcript has 7 exons. Gene Ontology annotation, biological process: endoplasmic reticulum to Golgi vesicle-mediated transport; retrograde transport, endosome to Golgi.